CCAGCUCAGGGUGGAAGGUUGCAGGUGCAUAUUAUCUCCUUCCCAUGCCAAUUUGAACAAGGACUUCAUUUCCCAGGGUGCUCUGCGCCUCGCCCGACAAUCUGUGAAAAUCCGAAUGCGCCUGCGUAUCCAGACGUGGCAACGGCAUCAUGGCCUCCUGGAUCCGCUACAGGAGAAAGAUGAGAGAGGCGACAAUGUUCGCGCUGGUGCUGCUGAUGCUGAUGCUGUCGUCGUCACUGGCAGCCGUGAAGGUGUCUCCUCUCAUAGACAAGGUCAGCGACCACAAAGACUUCAAGAAGCUGCUCAGGACGAGAACCAACGUCCUGGUGCUCUACACGAAGACAGCUACGUCGGGGGACUCCUAUCUGAAGCUGCUGUCUGACGUUGCCCAAACAGUGAAGGGCCAGGGAACCAUUGCGUGGGUCAACUGUGGUGAUUCAGAGGGUCGUAAACUCUGUAAAAAAGUGAAGGUGGACCCGAGCUCCAAACGCGAGGGAGCAGAGCUGCUGCACUACAAAGAUGGGACUUUCCACACAGAGUACAACAGACCUGCUACAUUUAAGUCUAUGGUAGCAUUUUUAAAGGACCCGUCGGGACCGCCGCUGUGGGAAGAGAACCCCGAAGCAAAAGACGUCGUCCACAUCGAAACGGAGAAAGACUUCAGAAAGCUGCUGAAGAAAGAGGAAAGACCGGUCCUCAUUAUGUUCUACGCUCCCUGGUGCGGCGUUUGCAAGAGGAUGCAGCCUGUUUUUCAGCAGGCGGCCACAGAAACAAAAGGCAAAUAUGUGCUGGCAGGGAUGAACGUUCACCCGGCUGAGUUUGACGGCCUUAAGCAGGAGUACAACGUCAAAGGCUACCCGACCUUCUGCUACUUUGAGAAGGGGAAAUUCCUUCAUCACUAUGAAAACUACGGCGCUACCCCAAAGGAUAUAGCAGAUUGGCUGAAGAACCCUCGGCCCCCGCAGCCAAAGACUCCGGAGGUGCCGUGGUCGGAGACGGACUCGCCGGUCUUCCACCUGACCGAUGAGUCCUUUGACAGCUUCCUGGAGGAACAUCCUGCGGCCCUGGUCAUGUUCUAUGCCCCCUGGUGCGGCCACUGCAAGAAAAUGAAGCCAGAGUAUGACGACGCGGCCGAAGUGCUCAACAAAGCCACAGAUAGCCCCGGCGUGCUGGCGGCAGUCGACGCCACGGUGCACAAGGCUGUGGGAGAUCGCUUCAAGAUCUCCGGUUUCCCCACCGUGAAGUACUUUGAGAAAGGGGAAGAGAAGUACACGCUCCCACACCUCCGAAGCAAAGACAAGAUCAUCGAGUUCAUGCACAAUCCCCAGGCUCCUCCGCCACCAGAGCAGUCCUGGGAGGACAGGCCCUCCAGUGUCAGCCAUCUUGGCUCAGAGGAUUUCAGAGAAGCUCUGAAGAAGAAGAAGCAUGCUUUGGUCAUGUUUUAUGCUCCCUGGUGUCCACACUGUAAAAACGCCGUCCCUCACUUCACCACAGCAGCAGAGCUCUUUAAGGAGGACCGCAAGAUUGUUUAUGCUGCUGUGGACUGCACAAAAGGACUGAACCAUGACCUCUGCAAGCAGGAGGGGGUGGAGGGCUACCCAACGUUCAACCACUACAACUACGGCAAGUUUGUGGAAAAGUACAACGGAGAUCGCGGGGUAAGCUCCAUCUUUGGUCUCACCAGUGUUUUAACACACUUGUCUGAAUCACAGCAGACUUUACUGGACGGAUGUCACAAUUAGAACUACUCCACCAGU
Messenger RNA from Poecilia latipinna (sailfin molly), 1757 nucleotides. RefSeq names its product protein disulfide isomerase family A, member 5 (gene pdia5). Bases 150 to 1742 code for a protein of 530 amino acids. Gene Ontology annotation, molecular function: protein disulfide isomerase activity. Gene Ontology annotation, biological process: protein folding. Gene Ontology annotation, cellular component: endoplasmic reticulum. The transcript is spliced from 16 exons. The record is from RefSeq and is a predicted model, not a curated record. Lineage: Eukaryota; Metazoa; Chordata; Actinopteri; Cyprinodontiformes; Poeciliidae.